CAGGUUCGUUGCAAGAAUAUGAUUUUUGUGCUAUUAACUUUGAUAUUUUCCUCAUUUUUAAAUUCCGUGAAUGGAAAAGUCAAUGGAGAUUACAAUUGUUCAUAUUCUGUGACCUUUUCUACCCCCGAUGUGUGGAGAUAUUCUCCGUCAGCUGUUUCUUGCUCUAACGUUAUCUCAGAUGCAGCCUGCAACGUUCUUUACCCAGGAGUCGGAUCAGGCCCUCCAGGUGCUGACGAGUUUCAAGACAGACCUCUGCCAUGCUAUACUACGGAUAAAGUAACACCAGCUGCAAUUGUAGAAGAUGUAAAGAGAGCAGCUAUUGCUAGUUGUCCCAAAAAUUGCGGGUAUUGCUGUCUGACACCCGACUACAAGUGCUCAAAUGUCGCAUUUCCUCGUCUAAACUGUGCCUCCAUCACAAAGACCCAAUGUAAUUCAAUUGCUUGGAGAACCAUCAUUGCACAAGAUUGCCCCGCUUCAUGUGGAUUCUGCAACAUGGGAGGUUGCGUUGAUGCCGUUACGGAUUGUGCGAACGACGUCUCAAUUUGCAAUGUAGUUGGAUUGCAAGACUUUGUAAAUCAGUAUUGCCAGAAAACCUGCGCGAGAUGCCCAUCUACAACGGCUACAUCCGCUGUUGCUGCUGCUGUUGCUGCUGCUUCAGCCCCAUGUACGACAUAUUCUCCCGAUUCGAGUCCUUCGUGCGCUGCCUGGGCUAAGAAUGGAUUCUGCACGAACUUGUCUUACACGUUGGCACAGAGAAAAUCAUACUGUGCAAGAACAUGCCGAAUUUGUUGAAAUGAAGUACUAAAUAUUAAUUAUGUGUGUUCUAUGUUCUAAGUUUAAAU
This is a messenger RNA of Caenorhabditis elegans, 842 nucleotides long. It is a transcript of the gene F07C4.10, whose product is annotated as ShKT domain-containing protein. The record is from RefSeq and is marked reviewed. The transcript is spliced from 3 exons. NCBI's taxonomy places the organism in Eukaryota, Metazoa, Nematoda, Chromadorea, Rhabditida, Rhabditidae. The coding region runs from base 19 to 792 and encodes 257 amino acids.